Molecule: messenger RNA, 1931 nt
Organism: Ornithorhynchus anatinus (platypus)
Lineage: Eukaryota; Metazoa; Chordata; Mammalia; Monotremata; Ornithorhynchidae
Gene: C5H15orf40
Product: chromosome 5 C15orf40 homolog
Exons: 4
Coding region: 22-435 (137 amino acids)
Cellular component (GO): cytoplasm
Source: RefSeq, a predicted model, not a curated record
CGCGGGUCAGGCGGCGCCCGGAUGCUGCGCGGAGGCUGGGGGGCGCGCGCCGGCAGCGCGGCCAUGCCCAAAAAAGGGAAAGGUCCGGCCCGGGAGUCCCAGAAGCCCCAGAAGCCCCUGCCUCCCGCGGGCCCGGUUGGCGUCGACAAGAGCGGCGCCGUGACCAUCGCCGUCCACGCCAAGCCCGGUGCCAAGCAGAACGCCGUGACAGAUGUGAGCGUGGAGGCUGUGGGGGUGGCUAUCGCAGCCCCCCCGUCUGAAGGGGAGGCCAACGCAGAGCUCUGUCGCUACCUCGCCAAGAUCCUAGAGCUGAGGAAGAGCGACGUCGUUCUAGACAGGGGUGGUAAAUCUCGUGAAAAAGUCAUAAAGAUUCUGUCAUCCACCACCCCAGAUGAGAUUUUGGCAAAACUGAAAAAACAGACAGAGACCACGUGAGACGAAAAAGGCGACACAUGGACAUUUUCCUUGGAGGAAAUUAUUUCUGGACAGAAGAAGGUUCUUCCAGAAAUCAAAGGCCAAUAACGUCAUCUUGGCUCAGGAGAAACAAAGGAGCAGAGAACACUGGGUAUGUCCUGAGGUAUUUAAGGUCAAAAUCCGGGCAACCCACUGCUUCCUGUGGCCUACAGCUAUCCAUCAGUUGUCUUCAAACCAUUCAGCCCCUCAGAAACCUUAAGAACUGUGUUUUGGUUUUUUCUCCCCCCCUGCAAAUGUGGGGCAAUAAACAAGGCUGUAAGACCACGCCCCAAUGUUGGCCACAAUUGUAUGUGAGUACAAGUGGUAAACAGAACUAAAGUUUCCAAGACUGGAGCUGUAGACUUGUGUUAAAAUUAAAUCCUGUGUAUAUGUACUGCGGCAGCUUUCUGGCAGUGUCACCAUCUCUAAUCCCUGGGCCUCAGUUCCCUCGUGUGGGGGAAUGAAGUGUGUGAGUUCCAAGUGAGACAGGAACUGUGUCCAUCUUUGAAUAGCUUGUCGUCUACCCCAGCCCUUAGAACAGUGCUUGAUAUAUAGUAAGUGCUUAACAAAUACCAUCAUCAUCAUCUUCAUCUCCUCCUGCCUGAUAUAUUCGGGAUCUGGACCAUCAGAGCCAGUGGGCAGGGCAAAGGGGCGACUUGUAAAGCCAUCUGCACUCCAAAACAGGCACCUCGCUACCCCCAUAAAUGUAGCUCUGAGGACCAGGGCCACCACACCAUGGGGCUGAGAGAGAGGUGAGCCUUGGGCCAGGUAGGAGGGGGAAGCUAGGGUUUCGUCCCCAGCGCUAGCAGAACCAGCCCGGUAAUAAUGAUGAUAAUAACAGCAGUAUUUUUAAAGCGCUUAUUAUAUGCCAGGCACUGUACUAACUGGUAGGGAAGAUACAGGCUGGUCAUGUUGAAACACUGUCCAGGUCCUACCUGGAGCACACAGUCUUCAUCCCCAUUCAAUCUGUCAGCAGACUGAGGCAGCUGAGGCCCAGAGAAGUGAAGUGACUUACCCAAGGUCACGCAGGAGCAGACAAGAUGAGAACCCAGGUCCUUGUGACUCUCAGGCCCAGGCUCUAGCCACCGUGCCGCUCUGUUUCCGGUCAGGGGCAGAAAUCAAAUCCUGGGCACUGGAGCUACAGACGGACAGCACUGGCUGUGAGGGAGGUGAGGAUGAAAGGAAAUGGAAAGAAGGUGGUAGGAAGUAGGAGUGAAGGGAGAAGAAAUGUGGAGGGGAGAGAGAAUGGUUGGGGUCUUCCGGGGCCCAGCUGGAGGAGGACAAGGAGAAAGGAAGGGAGCGGGGGGAGACGAGGAGGAGACCAACGCAAGAAAUCCUCAUCAGUCCGAUGGCCCCGAAACGUGCUUCUCGGGAACGGAGAGAACAGGAUCGUCGGAAACAACUCGUGCAACUACUGUGUUUAUUUAAAGAGAACAGUCUAUGCUACCGGGUGGAUGAAUAAAACGAGUAACGUAAAA